Molecule: messenger RNA, 399 nt
Organism: Dibothriocephalus latus
Lineage: Eukaryota; Metazoa; Platyhelminthes; Cestoda; Diphyllobothriidea; Diphyllobothriidae
Source: the annotation of a GenBank genome assembly
AUGCGCAGAUUUCGACCGUUCAGUGGUGGUGCCUUCUUUCCGUCGCAGUACGCGGACCCAAGCAGUGAGCGUUGGAAUCCCGGUCGCCGCCCCCAUCUUCUUGUUGCCGUGCAAAAUCCUGGCCAUAUGUGGACUGUGACCAGCUGGUGUAUGCUGGGCUGUAGUGGCACGCGGGCCUAUGCCGUGGAAACUGCGACGCGUGUCGCUACCCCCCUUCAUUUUGUUGUAGUGCUAAAUUCCUGCCUAGGUAUUUGCCCACGCGAUCGCCUUAUGAACAAAACGUCUGGAUGCGGCUCUCUAGGCUGGGCUGUCUCUUGGCUUGGGGCCUAUUUCACGUCCCGCAUUGUAAUUCGUUCAACGCAGCAAGCAGAAAUCCAUGGUCUUUCCAAACAACUGUAG